Molecule: messenger RNA, 1346 nt
Organism: Eruca vesicaria subsp. sativa (arugula)
Lineage: Eukaryota; Viridiplantae; Streptophyta; Magnoliopsida; Brassicales; Brassicaceae
Source: the annotation of a GenBank genome assembly
AUGAUCACUCACUUACCAGUUCAGCAGGGAAAAGAACCAAAUCAAACGGUUCAAGAUGAAAUUAACUCGGUCGGUAGCAACCAAACAGGAGUAUCUCACUCCAACACAUACAAACGGUGGCUCCGGGUGUUUGUCUACACAUUCUUUGUCAUUUCAGGACAAUCAGUUGCUACAAUUCUAGGCAGACUAUACUAUGACAAUGGAGGAAACAGCAAAUGGCUAGCAACUGUAGUUCAACUUGUAGGCUUUCCUGUUCUACUUCCAUAUUAUCUCUUCUCAAUCAAAACACAUACACCAACUCAUACAGAUAGCAAAGAAGCCUCACUUAGGAACCGUGUAUUAGUUUACUUAGCACUUGGGGUUCUUUUAGGAGGAGAUUGCUAUCUUUACUCCAUAGGACUGCUUUACCUACCUGUCUCUACCUUCUCCCUUAUCGGUGCAUCUCAGUUAGCCUUCAAUGCUUUCUUCUCUUACUUCCUCAACUCACAAAAACUUACUCCAAUCAUUUUGAACUCUCUUUUGCUCCUUACUAUAUCUUCCACCCUACUUGCCUUCAAUAAUAAGGAAGAAUCAAAUUUCAAAAAAGUAACAAGAGCACAGUAUGUCACAAGUUUCAUAUGCACCAUUGGUGCUUCUGCUGGGUAUGGUCUAACCUUAUCCUUAAAACAGCUAGCCUUCAGUAAAGUCUUAAAGAGGCAAACAUUCUCAGAAGUUAUGGAUAUGGUCAUUUAUGUGAGGGCAGUGGCCAGUUUUGUUAGCUUGGUGGGGCUUUUUGCCAGCGGAGAGUGGGCAACUUUGAGCAGUGAAAUGGAUAACUACAAGCGUGGAAAGUUAUCUUACGUUAUCAACCUAGUGUGGACAGCUAUUACUUGGCAAGUAUUCAGCAUUGGUGGCACGGGGCUGAUCUUCGAGCUUUCCUCUCUAUUCUCAAAUUCUAUAAGCGUUUUCGGACUGCCUGCGAUUCCUAUCCUGGCUGUCGUCAUUUUCCGUGAUAAAGUGAAUGGGUUAAAGGUGAUUUCUAUGAUCUUGGCUAUUUGGGGUUUCAUGUCUUAUGUCUACCAACACUAUCUUGAUGACAAAAACUUGAAGAAAAGUCUUGAAAUCUCAACAGCAGAAUCCUCUGACCCAUCAGAAGCACAAGGGUCAAGGAGAAGCCAACCUACAAUAUAUAAUGAACUCAAGUAAAGUCUCAGCGUGAACUUUCCAUCUCUGCAUCAUUGUAAUAGUUAGUAGGUUUGGCUUAAGAAAAUAGUGAAUUAUUGUUGGUUUUGAUUUGACGAAGAUCUAAUCUAAAACUUGGGUUCAAUGCAAUGAAAGAUGUGGCUUAUUAUACUGUUGUAUAAAAG